Molecule: messenger RNA, 774 nt
Organism: Prunus armeniaca (apricot)
Lineage: Eukaryota; Viridiplantae; Streptophyta; Magnoliopsida; Rosales; Rosaceae
Source: the annotation of a GenBank genome assembly
AUGGGGGACGAUUCUUCAUGUCCUGUAAAAGGAAUCGACACUGUUCGAAUCAGAAUGUUUAAUGGGAUGAUACGAGUUUUGGGGAACGUUAGAUAUGUUCCUAGACUAAGAAAGAAUUUGAUUUCCUUGGGUACUUUAGAUGAGGUCAGCUAUGGGUACGAGUCUAAAAAGGGAAGACUCAGGGUAGCCAAAGGAUCACUGGUGGUAAUGCGAGGUGACCUACAACCCAAUAAGUUGUAUAAGUUAAUUGGGACCACUAUAGUCGGGGGAGCAGCUGUUUCUAUAAAUCAAGGCGUGUCAUCUUGCAAACUGGACUUCUGUGAAUAUUGUGUUCUUGGAAAGCAAAGGAAGGUAUCAUUCACGAGUAGCAGUGCAGAUAACCGAAGCAAUGAGCAACUCAGCUAUAUUCACUCAGAUGUUUGGGGUCCUGCACCAACCAAAUCAAAUGGUGGAGCCAAGUAUUUUGUUACUUUCAUGGGUGAUUUUUCUAGGAAGGUUUGGGUUUAUUUCAUAAAGCAGAAAUCCGAGGUUUUUGCAAAGUUCAAGGAAUGGAAAACAGAAACAGAGAAUCAAACUGGAAGAAAGAUCAAGUACCUGAGAAGUGACAAUGGAGGUGAAUAUACAAGUAAUGAGUUUACCAAUUACUGCAAGCAAGAAGGCAUCACAAGGCACUUCACAGUAAAGAAAAAUCCCCAACAAAAUGGAGCUGCUGAGAGGAUGAACCGAACUCUCAUGGAGAGAGAGGAGCAUGCGAUUUCAUGCAGGAUUGCCUGA